This is a messenger RNA of Vespula pensylvanica (western yellowjacket), 4572 nucleotides long. It is a transcript of the gene ome, whose product is annotated as venom dipeptidyl peptidase 4. The transcript has 16 exons. The record is from RefSeq and is a predicted model, not a curated record. The coding region runs from base 721 to 3117 and encodes 798 amino acids. Gene Ontology annotation, biological process: proteolysis. Gene Ontology annotation, molecular function: dipeptidyl-peptidase activity; serine-type peptidase activity. NCBI's taxonomy places the organism in Eukaryota, Metazoa, Arthropoda, Insecta, Hymenoptera, Vespidae.
CGCCGUCGACCGUCGUAGGUGUUCGGUCUAUUCGUUGACGGUAUUCACGGUCCGAUCUUUUAACUUAUCGUUGAUAUAAGAACUUGAAAAAAGUGAACCAAGAUAUAUAUAUAUAUAUAUAUAUUAUAUAUAGGAAAGCUGUGGUGCGUUUUUAAAUAAUAUACGAAUAAAUUAGAGUUGUCUGAUUUGAUAGAGUUAGUAGCGAAUGGAGAAAAGAAAAUUGUUCGACUAAGCGCGUUGCGCACGUUCGAUUUCCAUUUAAAAUAUAAAGCGGCAUCGCGUGAAAAAUUAAAUACAGCUUUCGCCAUACCAAACGUGGGAAGAAGGGUGAUUAAUGGAUUCGAUUCGUUGAACCGAAGCAGGCCGUACGACGAAAAAGGAUAGACGGAUAGAAGCGGAUAAUGCAGAGAUAGAGAGUGCGAGAGAGACGGGCCGAGAUAGGGAAGAGAAAAACGUGGAGGAAAACGCGGUAGAAGUGGAAAGUGUUCGAGUGAGACAGAGACAGAAAGACAGAAAGACAGAGAGAGACAGACGAAGAGAAAGAGAAAGAGAAAGAGAAAGAGAAAGAGAAAGAGAAAGAAACAAAACGAAAAGAGUGAGCUCGAAAAGUGGUGAUUGGAGAGAAAGAGGAACACUACGUUGGAGAGGAGAGAAGAGAGAAAUCGAGGAUUUUAUUUCCGAAAGUGUGGAGAGCCGUGCAGAGACGGAGGACCAACGACCAUGACGGAGGGCGGACUCGAUGUUGGUGAUCUAAUGACGAAGAACAAGCGGACAAAUUGGCGUCGGCUGUUGGCAGGCGGCUUGGUAGCCAUUGUCGCAUUGGCCUUGGUGGUAGCCGCAGCAAUUCUUUUGACCGGUAGUCCAGAUAGCUCGGCAUCAAGAACGACAAGCGCGCCUGGCAUUUCCCUCGAAGAAUGGCUCGCCGGUUCGUUAUCUCCCAAGAGCUUCAACGCGACCUGGCUCAGCGGAAACGAGAUCCUUUAUCGUGACGAGAUUGGAAAUCUUCUUAUCUAUAACGUCGAAUCGGCCUCUUCUAAGAUCAUCCUCAACAUGACUAACUCCGCGCUCCUGUCCAGCUUUGAUCAUCAAAUAUCAGCCGACAGAAAAUAUCUUCUACUUGCUAUUAACUACCAGAAGCUAUACCGGCACACAUACCUGGCCCACUACAGGAUCGUGAACCUGAAGACUCUAACGGAGACUGCAUUGAUGGCGGCGAAUGAUUCUGUAUCCCUUCAACUUGCAACCUGGGCACCAACCGGAAACGCUUUGAUCUAUGUUCAUCAGAAUAAUAUCUUCUAUCGACUGGAAGCUGAGGUUCCAACAGAUUAUCAGAUAACCGAUAGUGGAGUUUUCGGUACGAUCUACAACGGCGUACCUGAUUGGGUUUACGAAGAGGAAGUAUUCAGUUCUAACAAAGCAUUAUGGUUUUCACCGAACGGCUCGAAACUGGCUUUUGGAUACUUCAAUGAUACCUUGACGCCGGUUAUGAACAUACCAUUUUAUGGAUAUCCAGGAAGUUUGACUUUCCAAUACACGUCGGCUAUACCGAUUCACUAUCCCAAGAGUGGCACGAAGAAUCCUAGCGUGAAGCUUUUCUAUGUCGAUCUCGAAGAAGUGGUACGUGGUAACACGAGAUUAAUCGAGAUCACACAUCCUUCGGAAUUGUCGUCGGUUGAAAGGAUAUUGUCGGCCGUUAGUUUUCCUACCGAUAAUCACGUGUAUGCAACUUGGAUGAACAGGGUACAGAAUAUGGCAUACUUCCGACUAUGUGACGUUGGCAGUCACGUACCAAAUUGUACAACGUCUCUGACAUACAUCGAGAAGCACGGUUGGGUCGAACAAUUCGAAGCACCGUUGUUCAGCAAGGAUGGCACCUCUUUCUUGUUAAUAUUGCCAAGAAAGCAAAAGGACGGUACAGACUGGAGACAUCUUGUUUUGAUUAAGAAUGCAACGAGUGGAGAUCCGAUUACGAUUUCUCUAACCUCCGGCUACUUCGUCGUAACGGAAAUAGUUGCAUGGGACCAAGAGAAUUCGUAUGUAUACUAUCUGGCCACGUCCGAGCAAAAGACAGGACAACAACAUUUGUACAGACUGUCUCUGUCGACGUUGAACGCCCAACCGAAAUGUCUCAGCUGCGACAUCCUCAGAGAAUCCGAUAGCACCCGGUGUUUGUACAAUACUGCCAAGUUCUCCACCGACAAUUCAUAUUACGUGCUAACCUGCGCAGGUCCUGGUGUACCAGAAAUUUUCAUUUAUAACAGAAGUGGAAAAGAAAUUGCUAUCUGGGAAGAUAACGAAGCUGUUGCAGAACUAUUGGUAUCGAAGGCACAACCGAUUGUCCAUAAGUACAAAAUACCGGUUCCCGGUGGUUUUAAUGCCCAGGUGAGGCUUCUGAUUCCACCCGAUGCUGAUUUGAGCGGUGCCACCAAGUAUCCUAUGCUGGUUUACGUAUACGGCGGACCAGACACAUAUCAAGUGACAGAAAAGUUCAACGUCGACUGGGGCACAUAUCUCGUGUCAAACAAGAGUAUCAUAUACGCUGCCAUCGACGGCAGGGGCUCCGGAUUAAUGGGCAACAGCAUGCUAUUCGCCGGAUACCGGAACCUUGGUACCGUUGAAAUCAUUGACCAGAUUAAUGUAACGAGGCAUCUGCAGAAUAAGUUACCCUUCAUCGAUCGCACCAGGACGGCAAUUUGGGGUUGGAGUUAUGGAGGUUACGCCACCGGUAUGUCACUCGCUAUGGAUUUCAAUGGUGUCUUCAAGUGUGGCAUGUCUGUAGCUCCGGUCACGGAUUGGGCUCUAUAUGAUUCAAUAUACACGGAACGAUUCAUGGGCCUACCAACCGUCGCUGACAAUCUUCAGGGAUAUGAAAAGGGUCAAUUGUUGAACAAAGUCGAUAAUAUAAAGACAAAAAUGUAUUAUCUGAUCCAUGGUACUCUCGACGAUAACGUGCAUUAUCAACAAUCUUUGAUGCUCGCUAAAGUUCUCGAACAAAAGGAUAUACUUUUUAGACAACAAACAUACACCGACGAAGAUCAUGGAAUUCUGCAAUCGCGAACACAUCUCUACCACUCGUUGGAAAACUUUUUAGACGAAUGCUUUCAAACAUCGUCAUGAUUAAAGCACGGAACUUUAAUGACAAUCUAGGCACCUUAUACACCAUUUGCCUCACAGUCCAUUUGUAAAUAAUUUACCACUUGUACAUAGUUUAUGUACAAUAAUGUAAUAUGAACGUUAGUGUACAUAAUUCGGGAAGAGAAAAAUAAGAAAUAAAUAAAAGAAGGUCGGAACGAAGGUCGUCGUGAUAAUGUUAUCGACGAGACGGUAUAGUUACGGAAAAAAAAAAACAGAUUUAUGAGAAACGUCUUUGAUACAUUUUGUAAGAAAUCUGAAUUCAUUAGUAAAAUCGAAGGCCUAAGAAAAUCAAAUGGCGCAUCGGCGCUUUGAUUUUCAGAUUCCAUAAAGUUUGUGUGUUUAUAUAUUUUAUUACCAAUUAAAAAUCGCUUUUCCAAAGCGAUCCCGAUAGGAUAUUUAUCUCCUCUUGUUUUUCUUUUCUCUUUGUACAAGAAACUACGUGCGAUUGAUUGUCCGAUUUUUAAAGAAAUAUUAGAUCGCGCGAGCCUAACGAAAUAUGGCAAAUGAUACUUCUGAUAAGAGAAGUUAUAUACGCCAAUAAAGAUCUCGAACUUUGAGAGAGCAUUUUUAUCUUGUUGGCAUAUACUUUAUUAUUAUUAUUAUUAUUAUUAUUAUUAUAUGUAUACGUUUAGUAAUUUUAAUAUUAAAGUAUUCAAAUCUCUUAUUUUUCAAUCACUAAGUAAAACUCUGAGAAUGGAUUAUUAUUUUAUUAUUUUAUCUAAUGACACGUAUUAUAUAUUACAUGAACUGUAUCUUAAUGAAAAUCUUUUGUACUUCAAGUUUAAUGAAAAUAAUUAAACUACAUAUAGGUAAUUGUAUCAUCUAAUCGGCGGGUCUAGUCUGAGAAACAUAAAUACUAAUUACACAUGUAUUUAAAUAAUUUUUCUUUUACAUUAUGUAUUAAUAUUACGAAAAAAAGUUGACUAUAUAUAAGUCCGAUAAUAAGAAUGCCCUCGCAAGAAACUGCAAAUGUAAAUUUUUAAAAUACAAAAUCAAAUUCUUAGAAUUUUACUACUCAGAGUUCACAUAACAAAGUUCCUCUAUUAGUUUAUGAAACCCUUUUCUUGUGACACAAGAUAGCAUAUCUAUUAUGAACUAUAAUUAGAAUGUGGGCAAUUAACAGUGUGUUAAUGUCAUAUAAAGGAGGAAGAUUAUCGAAGAAAAAAUUUAUGACUAAUAAGAUUUUUUAAUCAAAGGACCACUACAUCAUAACAGUUUUAAAAGUGGAUCAAAAUGAAUUUAUUAAAAUAAUUGUUACCUUUUAUGCUGACAUACUGUAUAUAUGAAAUUACUUAAUUACUAUUUAAUUAAGAUAUCCAUAUAUUGUUAUAACAAAAUUGUACUAUUGACCCUGUAGAGUUAUAAAAAUACUUAUAUAUCCUUCUCAUUCAUCAUUUGUUGAGUGUAUCAUAAAUAAAGUUCUAUGUUUUAUUAGAA